Rhizopus microsporus ATCC 52813 is the source of this 237-nucleotide messenger RNA. RefSeq names its product PAH2 domain-containing protein. The transcript is spliced from 2 exons. Lineage: Eukaryota; Fungi; Mucoromycota; Mucoromycetes; Mucorales; Rhizopodaceae. Gene Ontology annotation, molecular function: transcription corepressor activity. The annotation marks the transcript as partial. Gene Ontology annotation, biological process: negative regulation of transcription by RNA polymerase II. Gene Ontology annotation, cellular component: Sin3-type complex; chromatin. The record is from RefSeq and is a predicted model, not a curated record.
CCUCCGUCACCUAAUAACAACUAUCGACCACUCAACGUAGUUGAUGCCUUAGCCUACCUUGACCAAGUGAAAGGUCGUUUUUCUGACAAACCUAAUGUAUAUAAUCAAUUCUUAGAUAUUAUGAAAGACUUUAAGAGCCAAGCUAUUGAUACCCCUGGUGUUAUCGAGCGUGUAUCCAACUUGUUCAGAGGGCAUCCUACAUUGAUUUCUGGCUUUAAUACAUUUCUACCUGUGGGU